Messenger RNA from Pistacia vera, 1251 nucleotides. RefSeq lists its product as uncharacterized. The coding region runs from base 1 to 1251 and encodes 416 amino acids. Lineage: Eukaryota; Viridiplantae; Streptophyta; Magnoliopsida; Sapindales; Anacardiaceae. The transcript is spliced from 2 exons. Gene Ontology annotation, molecular function: zinc ion binding. The record is from RefSeq and is a predicted model, not a curated record.
AUGGCUCUUCUGAAGAAGGAUAUUGCCAGCUUCCAUCAUACUCGGCUCUUUAUUUCUUUUUAUGCAUCAAUAUAUGGCUUCCUGAAUGGGUGCUUGCCCAUUGUCAGCCUUGGUGGAAUCCAAUUAAAAAGCAAAUACCUUGGUACCUUACUUGCAGCCACUUCUUUUGACGCUGAUGGUGGGUUGUUUCCAGUUGCAUUUGGUGUUGUUGAUACAGAAAACGAUGAGAGCUGGAUGUGGUUCUUGUCAGAAUUACAUAAGGCUUUAGAGAUGAAUGCUGACACUAUGCCAAGGCUCACUUUUUUAUCAGAUGGACAGAAAGGCAUUGCAGAUGUGAUAAGGAGAAAAUUUCCAAAUUCUUCUCAAGCACUCUGUAUGCACUACUUGAGUGAAAGUGUUGGCAAAGAGUUCAAGAACUCAAGGCUUGUGCAUGUUCUUUGGAAAGCUGCAAAUGCUACGACUACUCUUGCUUUUAAAGAUAGAAUGGCUGAAAUAGAAGAUAUUUCUUCUGAAGCUGCAAAAUGGAUACAACAAUUUCCUCCUUCCCGCUGGGCAUUAGUACAUUUUGUAGGAACACGGUAUGGCCAACUCUCUUCAAAUAUUGAGGAAUUUAAUAGAUGGAUUCUAGAAGCUCGGGAAUUGCCCAUAAUCCAAGUGAUUGAGCAAAUUCACCGUAAACUAAUGGCAGAAUUUUUGGCCCGGCAUAUGAACAGCAAUUCUUGGUAUUCUGUACUUGCCCCAUCCGCUGAAAAGCGUAUGAUAGAAGCCAUUAACCAUGCGUCGAAGUAUCAAGUCCUUAGAUCAGAUGAAGUAGAAUUUGAAGUUUUAUCAGCUGAGAGAUCAGAGAUUGUGAACAUUGGGACUCAUUGUUGCUCCUGUCGAGAUUGGCAGCUUUAUGGAAUACCUUGUUCACAUGCUGUUGCAGCACUCAUCUCAUGUCGGAAAGAUGUAUAUGCCUUUACAGAGAAAUGUUUUACUGUUGCCAGUUACCGAGAAACAUAUGCAGAAGAAAUUCAUCCCAUCCCUGAAAAAAUUGGAUGGAGAAAGAUUGGUGAGGGCUCAGAUGAUGACACACAGGUUGUGCGACCUCCCAAGUUUCGUCGACCACCAGGACGUCCAGAAAAGAAACGAAUCUGUGUUGAGGAUCUUAACCGUGAAAAACAAACAGUGCAUUGCAGUCGGUGUAACCAAACUGGACAUUACAAGACAACUUGCAAGGCAGAGAUGAUGAAUAGUAUUGAACAGUUUUAG